This is a messenger RNA of Saccoglossus kowalevskii, 625 nucleotides long. RefSeq names its product iodide transporter-like protein. The record is from RefSeq and is marked provisional. Gene Ontology annotation, biological process: transmembrane transport; sodium ion transport. Gene Ontology annotation, cellular component: membrane. Lineage: Eukaryota; Metazoa; Hemichordata; Enteropneusta; Harrimaniidae. Gene Ontology annotation, molecular function: symporter activity.
GCUCACACUGCACUGUUUACAACUGGGACUUUCUUUCUGCUGGGUGUUUCAACUGUCUUCACGCUACUGGAGUGUUACGACCCGAUCCUGGCCUUCGCUAUUCACCCCUCAAAUCGCCGUCCUACCCACUGUGGCAUUGCUUUUUAAAUCGUCAUGGGUGGCGAAGGCGGGAUUCAUCGUUUUUCGAUCGCCGAUUAUGUUGUGUUUGCCUUGAUGUUAUGCAUUUCAACCUGUAUUGGUAUUUACCAUGCGUGUACUGGAGGUAAACAGAAGACCGCCGGCGAGUUUCUCCUCGCUGAUCGUAACAUGGGACCCAUACCCGUAGCUAUGUCCCUCUGCGCCUCGUUUAUGUCCGCGAUUACCGUCCUUGGAACACCAGCCGAACAUUACAUCAGCGGAACGAUGUUUUCGAUGUUUGCGGUGGCCUACUUUUUUAGCAUGGCGAUCUCUGCUGAAUUAUUCAUGCCUGUUUUCUACAACUUGCGUAUUACAAGUAUUUACGAGUACCUGGAAUUACGUUUCAAGAAUAAAAUUAUUCGAAUAUUGGGCUGCAUGACGUAUCUCUCUCAAAUGUUUAUUUAUAUGGGUAUAGCUAUAUAUGCUCCUUCUCUUGCUCUGAAUGUGG